Arabidopsis thaliana (thale cress) is the source of this 1324-nucleotide messenger RNA. RefSeq names its product myb domain protein 62 (gene MYB62). Gene Ontology annotation, cellular component: nucleus. The transcript has 3 exons. Gene Ontology annotation, molecular function: DNA-binding transcription factor activity; sequence-specific DNA binding. NCBI's taxonomy places the organism in Eukaryota, Viridiplantae, Streptophyta, Magnoliopsida, Brassicales, Brassicaceae. Bases 167 to 1027 code for a protein of 286 amino acids. The record is from RefSeq and is marked reviewed. Gene Ontology annotation, biological process: regulation of DNA-templated transcription.
ACGAGUCUAUAAAUUCCCAAGAACCUGUUGAAUCACUUUCACUUCUCAAAGCACCUAAAAGUCUAUCUCUCUCUCUCUGUAUACAGUCAUGCAUGCAUAGAGCUUAAAAGAUACGAAAACACCACAAACCAAAUAUCAUUAAGUAAUUAGGAAACUUAAACUAAGUAUGGAAAAUUCGAUGAAGAAGAAGAAGAGCUUCAAAGAAAGUGAAGAUGAAGAACUAAGAAGAGGGCCUUGGACUUUGGAGGAAGACACACUUCUCACAAAUUACAUCCUCCAUAACGGUGAGGGUCGUUGGAAUCACGUCGCCAAAUGUGCUGGGCUAAAGAGAACUGGGAAAAGUUGUAGAUUGAGAUGGUUGAAUUACUUGAAACCCGACAUAAGACGAGGGAAUCUUACUCCUCAAGAACAGCUUUUGAUCCUUGAGCUUCACUCUAAAUGGGGUAAUAGGUGGUCCAAGAUUGCACAGUACUUGCCAGGAAGAACGGAUAACGAGAUCAAGAACUAUUGGAGAACAAGAGUUCAAAAACAAGCUCGUCAACUCAACAUCGAAUCUAACAGCGACAAGUUCUUUGACGCUGUUCGUAGUUUUUGGGUCCCUAGAUUGAUCGAGAAGAUGGAACAAAACUCAUCCACUACUACUACUUAUUGUUGUCCCCAAAACAACAACAACAACUCUCUUCUUCUUCCUUCUCAAUCUCACGACUCUUUAAGUAUGCAAAAAGAUAUAGAUUACUCGGGUUUCAGCAACAUAGACGGUUCUUCUUCAACUUCUACUUGCAUGUCUCAUCUAACAACAGUUCCACACUUUAUGGAUCAAAGCAACACCAAUAUCAUCGAUGGCUCGAUGUGUUUCCAUGAAGGCAAUGUUCAAGAAUUCGGAGGAUAUGUUCCUGGCAUGGAGGAUUACAUGGUAAACUCGGACAUCUCAAUGGAAUGUCACGUGGCGGAUGGUUAUUCAGCGUACGAGGAUGUUACACAAGAUCCCAUGUGGAAUGUGGAUGACAUUUGGCAGUUUAGGGAGUAAUUAAGUCGUCAAGAGAUGAGAUGGUAGAGCCUACCACUACGGUUCUAUUAUAUGGACUAAUAUACUUCUUUUGCUUAACUAAGCAAAAAGUUUCGAACCUUUUACCCAUAUUAUCUCGGGUUGGAGACUAGAACAUGUUAAAUUUGUAUCUUCUUUGUUGCGAGUACUUACUAAGUCAUUGGAUAAAUAUUUAUAAUGAUAGUUUCUUGUACAAGUCUUUGAAUUCAUGAAAUCUUUUAUCAAUGUAUGGAAUUUUAUGAAGUUUUAAACUUUAAUCAUAUUCUUUUCGGAUUGGAA